Messenger RNA from Procambarus clarkii (red swamp crayfish), 1080 nucleotides. The record is from RefSeq and is a predicted model, not a curated record. Lineage: Eukaryota; Metazoa; Arthropoda; Malacostraca; Decapoda; Cambaridae.
AUGAUGCACUUAUCCCCCACCUACGAGUUCCUCCUCCCAGCCACCACCUACGAGUUCCUCCUCCCAGCCACCACCUACGAGUUCCUCCUCCCAGCCCCCACCUACGAGUUCCUCCUCCCAGCCCCCACCUACGAGUUCCUCCUCCCAGCCCCCACCUACGAGUUCCUUCUCCCAGCCCCCACCUACGAGUACCUCCUCCCAGCCCCCACCAACGAGUACCUCCUCCCAGGCUCCACCUACGAGUUCUUCCUCCCAGCCACCACCUACGAGUUCCUCCUCCCAGCCACCACCUACGAGUUCCUCCUCCCAGCCACCACCUACGAGUUCUUCCUCCCAGCCCCCACCUACGAGUUCCUCCUCCUAGCCCCCACCAACGAGUACCUCCUCCCAGGCCCCACCUACGAGUUCCUCCUCCCAGCCACCACCUACGAGUUCUUCCUCCCAGCCCCCACCUACGAGUUCCUCCUCCCAGCCACCACCUACGAGUUCCUCCUCCCAGCCACCACCUACGAGUUCCUCCUCCCAACCACCACCUACGAGUUCCUCCUCCCAGCCACCACCUACGAGUUCUUCCUCCCAGCCACCACCUACGAGUUCCUCCUCCCAGCCACCACCUACGAGUUCCUCCUCCCAGCCACCACCUACGAGUUCUUCCUCCCAGCCACCACCUACGAGUUCCUCCUCCCAGCCACCACCUACGAGUUCCUCCUCCCAGCCACCACCUACGAGUUCUUCCUCCCAGCCCCCACCUACGAGUUCCUCCUCCCAGCCCCCACCAAUGAGUACCUCCUCCCAGGCCCCACCUACGAGUUCCUCCUCCCAGCCACCACCUACGAGUUCCUCCUCCCAGCCCCCACCAACGAGUUCCUCCUCCCAGCCCCCACCAACGAGUUCCUCCUCCCAGCCACCACCUACGAGUUCCUCCUCCCAGCCCCCACCUACGAGUUCCUCCUCCCAGCCCCCACUAACGAGUUCCUCCUCCCAGCCCCCACCAACGAGUUCCUCCUCCCAGCCACCACCUACGAGUUCCUCCUACACUCCAUAACUCCCCACUCUUGUGCCCGGGGUGUUCCAUUAUAG